This is a messenger RNA of Candoia aspera, 5114 nucleotides long. It is a transcript of the gene CAMTA2, whose product is annotated as calmodulin binding transcription activator 2. Bases 283 to 4263 code for a protein of 1326 amino acids. Gene Ontology annotation, biological process: regulation of transcription by RNA polymerase II. The record is from RefSeq and is a predicted model, not a curated record. NCBI's taxonomy places the organism in Eukaryota, Metazoa, Chordata, Lepidosauria, Squamata, Candoiidae. Gene Ontology annotation, molecular function: transcription coregulator activity; protein binding; double-stranded DNA binding. Gene Ontology annotation, cellular component: nucleus. The transcript has 22 exons.
UCCGCCGACUUCCGCGCGCAGGGCCCCUCCCGGCAGCCCGCCGCCGGCCGUGCGCGCUGAGCUCAGACGCCGAGCUGUCACCGCCGGGGCGGAGCGCGAGCCAGCGAGCGAGCGAGCGGAGGCAGGAAGGGGCCGAGCCGCAGCCGGCGCUGGGCGCGGGGGAAUGGCGGCCGGUGGCGGAGCGGGAGCCGCGGGCGCUUCGGCAGGCUGGUUCGCACGCCUCCCCUGCGCUGCCCGGAGGCUGCCCGGGCGAGCCCUCUGAGCACACCGCCCGCCCCGAAGAUGAAUAAGGCGGCCACGGAGGUCUCCGAGAAUAGCCACCACCUGAAGGUUUUCCUGCCGAAGAAGCUGGUGGACUGCGUGCCCAAGUGCCCGGCUCUGCCCAAGGAGCGCCUGCGCUGGAACACCAACGAGGAGAUUGCUUCUUACCUGAUCACUUUUGAGAAACAUGAGGAAUGGCUCUCGGGGUCCCCCAAGACCAGACCCCAGAACGGCUCCCUCAUCCUCUACAACCGCAAGAAGGUGAAGUACCGGAAGGACGGCUAUUGCUGGAAGAAGCGCAAGGACGGCAAGACGACGCGCGAGGACCACAUGAAGCUGAAGGUCAAGGGGGUGGAGUGUCUCUACGGCUGCUACGUCCACUCGUCCAUCGUCCCGACGUUCCACCGGCGCUGCUAUUGGCUGCUCCAGAACCCAGAUAUCGUCCUGGUCCACUACCUGAACGUCCCGGCAAUUGAGGACUGUGGGAAGAUCUGCAGCCCCAUCCUGUGUUCCAUCAACAGUGACCGCAAGGAGUGGCUGAAGUGGUCCAAGGAAGAGCUGGUUGGACAGUUGAAACCCAUGUUUCACGGGAUCAGGUGGACGUGCACCAACGGCAGCAGCACCACCGACUUCUCCAUCGAGCAGCUGGUGCAGCAGAUCUUGGAGAGCCACCAGUCCAAGCCGCCCCCACGGACCCACGCCUGCCUCUGCAGCAGCAGCAGCAGCCUUGGGAGUCCUGGCCACGUUCCCCACAAAUGCAACAGCAUUAAGCACCGGAUCAUCUCCCCGAAGGUGGAGGUCCGCCCUUGCCCCUACCCGGCACUGACAGAGGUGCAGAACAUCUCUGGCAGCCCUGAGGCCAGAGCCGAGGUGGAGCCGGCCAAGGGGCCUGCCCUGGACAGCAAGGGUGGGAAGCUGGUCAAGGCCAGCUCCCCCGCCAUGGCCGAAGCCGUCCCCGACUCCGCGCAGCUGUCCCCCGCUCUGGCCCGGCCCAGCAGCUUCCCCAGACAGGAGCGGCCCGCGGGCACGCUGUCUGUCGGCCUGCCGGGCGGUGCGAUCCUCCUCGUGGCUGGCCCGAGUGGGGCCGAGAAGCCGCUGGCCCUGACCCCCAGCCAGCACCUCGUGUCAGGGGACGGGGGGGCAGCCCCUGCAGCCCCCCUCGGCUUGGCCGUCUUGCCCGGACUGGUCCUCUCACAGAGCCUGGAGUCUGCCAUGGAGACCAGUGAGGCAGGCAUGGACGCCUUUGACCCGGACCGUUUCCUGAACAGCCCCAAACAAGGACAGACAUACGGAGGCGGCCCGGGGCUUCGAGCUGAGCCGGAGCCCACGGAGAGCAACCCGGCCCCAGCCUACUCGGUGUAUGUGUCCACGAAUCGCUUCUUCAUCCAGGAUGACGGGGCUAGGCAGGGGCCCACACCCCUCUCGGCCGCCUCCGCAGCAGCGGUGGCAGAGGCAUCGGAAGCCAAGAGCAGUGCAGAGGCGCCCAUGGAGAUGGCGGGCGAGGGGGGCUCCCAGGCCGAGGGGGGGCCUGGGGGAGGGGGGGGCAGAGGGGGGCCAGAGAUUUCGCCCAAGGAGCUGCAGGAGCAGCUGUUCUCAGUCAUCCAGAGAGUGGCGGCGUCUGCAGCAGCGGGUGGCCCUUUCGGUCUAUCCUUCGACAGCCGUUUCCCCGACCUCAUUAGCGAGCUGAUGACCGAGGGAGCUGGGGCAGGUGGCACCCACAGCCCAGAAGGCCCCAGUCCGGGGUCAGGGAGCCCUGAGCCGGUGCUCCCAGAACCCCUGGCAGAGCCCAGCUACGCGGCGGAAGGUGUCUUGGGCGGCUCUGCCCAGCCUCUGGUCUCCAUCACCGACUUCUCACCUGAGUGGUCCUACCCAGAGGGGGGCGUCAAGGUGCUCAUAACCGGCCCCUGGAUGGACGAGUCAGAGUCCUACAGCUGCCUCUUUGAUCAGAUCUCUGUCCCUGCGUCACUCAUCCAGUCCGGGGUGCUGCGCUGCUACUGCCCAGCCCACGAGGCAGGUCUGGUGCCGCUGCAGGUGGCUCAGGAUUCCUGCUUGGUGUCCCCGUCGGUUCUCUUUGAGUACCGGGCUCGGAACUUCUUGGCGCUGCCCAGCACCCAGCUGGACUGGCUCUCCCUGGAUGAUAACCAGUUUAGGAUGUCCAUUCUGGAGCGCCUGGAACAGAUGGAGAAGCGCAUGGCGGAGAUGGCAGCCUCUGCUGCCAACGCCCCCGAGGCCCAGCCACAAGGGGAGAAGCCCCCCAGCCAGGCCGCCUCAGACGCCUUUGAAGACCGCAUCGUGGCCCUGUGUGAGAAGAUGAUGCUCUCGCAGUCGUGGCUUCGCUCGGAGACGCUCGUGCACCACGCCAGCUUCCGGGGAAUGACCCUUCUGCACCUGGCGGCUGCACAGGGCUACCCCCGCCUCAUCCAGACCCUUAUCAGGUGGCGGAAUCUCAAUGCCCAGAACCUGGACUUGGAGCAAGAGGUGGACCCCCUCAACGUUGAUCAUUUCUCCUGCACCCCCUUGAUGUGGGCCUGCGCCCUUGGCCACUUGGAAGCAGCCCAGCUGCUCUACCGGUGGAACAGCCGAGCCCUCGCCAUCCCCGACUCUUUGGGCCGCCUCCCGCUUACUGUGGCUCGUUCACGGGGCCACGUCAAGCUGGCCACGUGCCUGGAGGAACUGCAGCAUCAGGAAGAGUCCCUCCCCGAACCUCUGGAGCCCACGGCAGAUGCACCCGGCACUGCUGGCAAGUCCUGUGGUGGCCUUGGUCACCCCACGGAAGUGCUGCAUGUGCCGUCUCCGCUCUCAGCCAGCCCGGACACAGGGCUCAGCACCGCGAGCGGGGUCUCCUCCCCCUCCGAGGGCUCCCUCUCCGUCACCUCGGCCUAUUCCAGCGGGUCAGCCCUGCGGGAGUCGCCAGCCUACAGCCCUGAAGGCGAGGGUGCCAUGGACGUCUGCCAGGGCCCGGCCCCCGGGAGCACUGAGGACUGGUACUUGCAGGAAGCUGCCAGCCCGCCUGGCCUCCCUCCAGCCUCCUUCUUCAUGAGCUACGGCGAGGGGGGGACCGCGGGCCCCCUGGGAAGCCCCGAAGCCGAGCUGGAGCCGGCGUUGCUGGCCUACGGGGAGAACACCGAGAAUGAGGAGCAGCUGCCAGCGACGGAUGUCCUGCAGGUGGAUGUGAUCACCCUGGCCAAGCAGAUCAUCGAGGCCACGCCAGAGCGCAUCAAGCAGGAGGACUUUGGCCCCGCCGAGGCUCCCCUCCGCGAGCGAUCCGGGAACGUGGGCCUGAACGAGACCAUGUCCUGGCUGGCCAGCUACCUGGAGAGCGUGGACCAGCUGCCGAGCCUCCCCCAACGACGAGCCUUGGCCGCCUCUCCCCCUGGACACUCCUGCCUCAGCCCCCUGCACUCCCCACUGGGAGACCUGUCCUUCGAGCGCCUCCCUCCGCCCCCCACCACAGCCAGCUGGGCCGAGUUCCUCAACGCCUCCGGCAAUGGCAAGAUGGAGAACGACUUUGCCUUGCUGACCCUCUCGGACCACGAGCAACGGGAGCUGUACGAAGCUGCCAAAAUCAUCCAGACGGCCUUCCGCAAGUACAAGGGCCGCCGGCUGAAGGAGCAGCAAGAACUGGCAGCGGCUGUCAUACAGCGAUGCUACCGGAAGUACAAGCAGUACGCCCUCUACAAGAAGAUGACGCAGGCGGCCAUCUUGAUCCAGAGCAAGUUCCGCAGCUACUGUGAGCAGAAGAAGUUCCAGCAGAGCCGGCGGGCCGCGGUGCUGAUCCAGCAGUACUACCGCAGCCACAAGGAGUACGAGAAGCUGAAGCAGGGCCACCGCGCCUCGGCCGCCAUGCAGCAGAGGAUCAGAGGGACCUUCCUGACCAAGAAGCAGGAUCAGGCCGCUCGUAAAAUCAUGCGCUUCUUGCGACGUUGUCGGCACAGGAUGAAAGAAUUGAAGCAGAGGCAGGAGAUGGAGGCGCCCCCACAGAAGCGCAGUGUGGCCACUUAGCCAGAAGAGGAGCCACACAGGAAGAGGCGGAGGAGAGUCUUAACCCCAGCCGAGCCCCCAAAGGACAGGGAGGCUGGGGGAUGGCCAUGGGUCCCCCCCCCAACCCCAGAAAGGACUGUGCAAUAGAGCCACCUGGGGAAAAGCCUGCCCCCUCCUGCCCUGGGUGAGCACAGAGGCUCUCCUGGCUGGAACCCCAGACCUCGGGCCCUCGGCUGCAUCACUGGAGCCCCCCAGUAAGCUUGCCUUCAGUCUCUGCCACGCGUGGGCCUUUCCAGGGGUCAGAGGGGGCUGCUGGGGGACAAGGGACCCUGGGAUCUGUAAGGAGGGAGGGAGGGAGGGAGGGGCUCCUGGGGGCCCCACUGCCUUCAUGCCAGCCUUUUGGAGGACCUGCAGCAGCCCACACUCACGGGGGCCGCGUGGAAGAAGGCCUCCUGCUCCUGCAAUGCACUUUUGACCCCCCCCAUCUGUUUCCUUCUCCCACCUUCCUUUCAGUGGCUGCACAGGCUGCUAGGCUGGGAUUUGAGGAUCCCUCCCCUCCAGCUGCCUUCCUGCCCCCUUCCCCGUGCCUCCUGUACAUACUUGUAUGAUAUGGGCAAAAAGAAGGCAAGGUGGGCAUCUAUUUAAUGUGAAGGCAUCUUCCCCCUCGUGUGGGCGGGGGUGGCAGCAGGGGCCUAGGAGAAAGACGCAUGGAUUUUAAUUUUGGAGCCCCCACCCCUCCGGCAUCUCGUUUGUGUAUUUCAGCCCAGCCUCUGGAUGUCACUCCCCUCCAUCUGUCACAUGCCUACAGUUUUGCAUGACUUUGGUUGGUUUGUACAAAUUUACAUUAAACUGCAAGAAAAUCACAGUGUAAA